Camelina sativa (false flax) is the source of this 1341-nucleotide messenger RNA. Its product is annotated as putative two-component response regulator ARR20. Gene Ontology annotation, biological process: cytokinin-activated signaling pathway; phosphorelay signal transduction system. The record is from RefSeq and is a predicted model, not a curated record. Gene Ontology annotation, molecular function: DNA binding. Lineage: Eukaryota; Viridiplantae; Streptophyta; Magnoliopsida; Brassicales; Brassicaceae.
AUGCAUCGGCCACGAUCUUGCGCCUCCGGCCUCCCUCAGCAAGAUUUGUUAUCUUUAAUGUCGAACAUACUAUAUGAGAACUCUCACAACUUGCGAAAAGAAGUAUCAGCUUGUGAUGAUGAAACUGAAUCCCCUAUCAUCAACGAAGAAGAAGAAGACUUAGACGAAGACGAAGAGUUCGCGAAGACGAGUAUUAUGAUUCUUUUGGUCGAUGCAGAUUCUAAUUCUCUACUCCUUACGAAGACUCUCAUGGCACAUUACUCCUAUCAAGUAACGAUAUAUGAGACCGGAGAAGAAGCCAUGGCUUUCUUGAUGAAGAGUAAGCAUGAGAUCGAUCUCGUAAUUUGGAAUUUCGAUAUGCCUGAUAUCAGUGGACUGGACGCUCUCAAUACCAUUGGUAUAGAGAUGUAUUUACCCGUAGUAGUCAUGUCUCAUGAACAGAAUAAGGAAAUGGUGAUGAAAUCGAUCAAGAACGGCGCGUGUGACUUUCUUGUGAAGCCGAUGAGCAAAGAGGUCGUUGCAGUUCUAUGGCAACAUGUUUUUCGCAAGAGGAUGAUGUCAAAAUAUGGUUUAGAUCAACCGGGUGAAUUAGAUACGGUUGAGUCAGAUUCCGACGAAUUCGACAAUUUAAAGCAAGACGAUCUCUAUCAUAACAACGGAGAAGGCUCAAGAAACACUUCCGAUCAAAAAGAAGUCAAGUCUACGUCCAAGAAACCGCGGAUGUCGUGGACUGCUGAACUUCACCAGAAGUUUGAAGCAGCUGUCGAAAAAAUCAGCAGAGUUGGGACGCCUUAUCCGAAAGAUAUUCUCAAAUGCAUGCAAGAAGAAAUGAAUGUCCAGGGGCUCACUAGAAACAACGUAGCCAGUCAGCUUCAGAAGUAUCGUGAAAGUUACAACAAAAAGACAUGCAGUCCUCAAGAGACAUGCCAAGAAGAUUUUAACUGGCGUAACGCUGGGCAAGAUCCCCCUCUCACAGCUUCUAAUCCGCUCCUAAGCUCAAACGUCAAUCUCCAAACUACACCACCGUUUUGUAUGACCGAUCAAGCUGCGCCUAGAUCGUCACAUUUCAUGAACGAUCAAGCCACGGUGAACGCCCCAUAUUCAUCAAGCGGUUACCCGCCGAUGAACAACUUUAUCAUGGCAAACCAUGUGACUUACAUUCCGCAACCACCACAAUUCCAUCAUUCUCUAAAUUUACCCUCCAUGCUACCUAAGCAAGAACUUGGACACGUAUCGUCAGCCAUAGAUAAUUCAGAGCUCAUCUAUAACCCAAAUUUACCUUUCGGUUACGGCGAGUAUUUCCCACAUGCAGGAUUCAACAACAACAACACCAACUCUUGA